AUGGCCAUGGGCCUGGUCGACUACUCCUCGUCGUCUAGUGACGGGGACGAGGAUGUCGAGGACUCGCCGGCCAGCAAGCGCCGCAAGCUUGCUGACGGACCUGACGGACCCGACGGACCCGAUGGGGAAUCAAGAGCCCAGCUGCCGCCGCUGCCUGCGGCCUUUCACGAUCUCUAUGCAUCGACGGUGCGGCAGAGCGUGGUGGACGACCCGAGCUUGCACCAAGGACGGAAGAGGCUGAAUCCGCAUGUGGUUGGCAACUGGCCGAGUCACGUAUACGUUGAGUGGCACCCCUCCAAGUCGCAGCAUCACGUCCUCGAAAGCCUCGUACGCAAAACCCGCCAGCUAGUCGGACACGGCAUCCACCUGCACAGCUUGCUCACCAGCGACCUGGGCACCGAGUUGCCGCUGCACAUCAGCCUCUCCAAACCCCUCAGCCUUGCCGGAUCCCUCAAGGACGGCUUUUUCGCCCGGCUCGAGGAGUCCGUCCGCCGCAGCGGCGUGGCGCCCUUCUCCGUCAGGCCGGCCGGCCUGGCGUGGUGCAAGUCUCCCGACUCGGACCGCACCUUUUUCGUCCUGCGCGUCGUGACCGCCAGUGAUGCCAGCCCGGGCGGAGGAGGCGACAUGAGGCAGCCGUCGGGGCCGGCCGCCAACCCGGAACUCAUGGCCCUCUUGGCGAGAUGCAACGGGGUGGCGGCCUGCUUCCAGCAGCCGCCGCUGUACCAGCAGACGCGGAGCGAGUCGGCAGAUGCCGCGUUUCACGUGUCCAUCGGGUGGACCAUGGGAGCCCCGGAUGAAGAGACCUGUCUCGGGGUGCUGAAGAAGCUCGGGGAUGACGUGGGCAGGGAUAUUUGCAGCUGGCGCAUCGGCGUGGACGGGGUCAAGGUUAAGAUUGGGAAUGUCGUCAGCCACGUGUCGUUGUCAGCGACGCGAAAGGGGAGGAUAGACGGGGAUGGGUUGGACUCUUUGUUCGGCGUUUGA
Ustilaginoidea virens is the source of this 981-nucleotide messenger RNA. RefSeq lists its product as uncharacterized. Gene Ontology annotation, biological process: U6 snRNA 3'-end processing. The transcript is spliced from 2 exons. Gene Ontology annotation, cellular component: nucleus. Gene Ontology annotation, molecular function: 3'-5'-RNA exonuclease activity. The coding region runs from base 1 to 981 and encodes 326 amino acids. Lineage: Eukaryota; Fungi; Ascomycota; Sordariomycetes; Hypocreales; Clavicipitaceae. The record is from RefSeq and is a predicted model, not a curated record.